This is a messenger RNA of Nicrophorus vespilloides, 1397 nucleotides long. Its product is annotated as peptidoglycan-recognition protein SC2-like. Lineage: Eukaryota; Metazoa; Arthropoda; Insecta; Coleoptera; Silphidae. The transcript has 6 exons. Gene Ontology annotation, molecular function: zinc ion binding; N-acetylmuramoyl-L-alanine amidase activity. The record is from RefSeq and is a predicted model, not a curated record. Bases 409 to 1317 code for a protein of 302 amino acids. Gene Ontology annotation, biological process: peptidoglycan catabolic process.
UGUAGUACAGAAGACGAAAGCUACCACCAAGUUUGGAACUAUUGCAUCAUAGUUCUAAAACGUGCUGAUAUAUAUUUUCUGGUCCAGUGCAGUGUUCAUUACAAACAUAAAAUAUUGACAAGAAAUAGUAACGAUAUCAUCUGGUGACGCAAUUUCAGUCGCUUAUCUCAAACGUUUCUGAGGAGUAUAUUCUGAGAGUAAUCAACAAUUUGAAGUACAGUUACUACUUACAUAGUUCAGGCAGUAUUAUUUAUAUUUUGAGCUUGGCAUUUGAGAAUAAAUACUCUGGAAAUUAAGAAACUGAACGAAAGAGACGAUGCAAAUCUUAAUCAGAAAAUAGGUAUAACCACAAGAGAUCUGAAUAUUGGGACUUUGGAAGAAGAGAAAAAUGAUCAAAGAGAGGAGGUGAUGCAGACUGAAGUUGAUAUGGAGACCCAUCAGGAAUACUCGAAGAAUACCGAAUGUGAGCGGCAUCAGCGAGAAGACGACCAAUUGCUAAAAGAUCAAAAUGUAAGAGCCGGUACGAACCAAUCAAAUCUCAAUCACGUAAUGAGUACGACUUCCAAAGGUUUCAACGUAGAUAUAGUGAAAAUGCUGGAAAAUAUGACGAAGAUCCGCAGAGAACCUGAAAAUAAUCAUCAAGAAGGAAAUAAACUGUUAUAUGCAUAUGCAGCAGCCGUGAUAUCUGUUAUCGUCUGCAUAUUGAUAUAUGUUGUACUUAUUACAGAAAAUUACAGAGUAAACAUUGAUAUAAAUAAAGUUACAAUGGGCUCAGAAGACCAUGUUUCCAAUUGGAAUUUAAACAUAAUCCCACGUAGCAAAUGGCAAUCAAAGCAGCCAUUGAACCGAGCAAAUAAAAUUAAUUAUCCUGUACAUUAUGUAAUUAUCCAUCAUACGGCAACCAGCAACUGCUCGAGUCAUGAUGAAUGUAAAUUAGUUACACAAUCUAUACAGACAUUUCACAUUCAAAGUAAACACUGGCGUGACAUCGGGUACAACUUUUUAGUUGGUGGUGAUGGUUUUGUUUACGAGGGAAGAGGCUGGGGGGUGGAGGGCACCCACACUUAUCGCUACAAUGCAAAAAGCAUCGGAAUAGCGUUUAUUGGUAUUUUUGAUACUACAAGACCUCCGGAGAGACAGAUCGUUGCCGCUCAAAAGCUUAUUCAAAAUGGUGUCGAACUAGGCUACAUUGUUAAUGACUACAUACUAUUUGCAAAACUACAGGAAAGCAAACGGUGCUCUGGACUGGCUUUAUUACAUUUGAUAAAGACUUGGAAAAACUGGAAUGAGAAACUGUCAGACUGUAAUAUUAAAUAGGAGCAGGAGCAGCGCUAGACUUUACACAUCAAGAUCUUUUUACAUUUAAUUAGUACUAGUAGAUGGCUUUCUAUAUUGUG